UGGGUAGGUCCAAAGUCUCGAAAUUCUCCAUUGUUUCUACGUCACCCUCGGGGAUGGGCAAGUCACGUGGUACGACUUUCUUAACCUGCGGUUCUGGAAAAAAAUGGAAGAGAGCACAAACAACUUUUAAGAUGACUAUAGCCUUUAUUCCUUAUGGGAGACCAGGUACUAGGUUUGCUCACUGACCUGCAAGCCAAUGUAAGUCCUGCUGAGCACUGCCUGUGAAAGAGGGCCAAUCUCGUUCCCCAUGUCCUCAGGAGGAGGCUCCUGGGGGGGCGCUGAGCGUGACAGACAUGCCCCCCGUUAUGACCAGGUCUCCUCUGGCUCCCCACCUCGAAACCUCCGACGCCAGCGCUCCUCUGAGCUCGCCCUGAGCGCUGACCCCCUUCCCCCUCCGCCCUUGCCAGACCAGCCCCCCGUGGGCCUGGACUCGGGCGUUGAGUCCGCCCCGAGUGACGGCGAGUUGGCCGCUGACCCGGCACUGGACAUCAAGCCCGUGCACCGUUUCAUCCCCGACUCCUGGAAGAACUUCUUCCGGGGAAGCAACCGGAGCAGUAACAAGCUCUGGUCCAUGCCAUCGAACCGGAACAACAACAACGCCGGGAGCAACACGACCUCCAACGGCGUCCGCUGCUCCCCGCCGCACUCCCCCUCCAUCCCCGGCUCCUUCCGCGACCAAUACGGCGGCUCGGGCGGCAGCUACAACUCCCGCAAGGAGCGGGAGGCUAUGCUGGACGCAGAGCUGCCCGAGUCUCUAGACGGACGGACUGUGCGGACGGCGCACACGGGCUUGACCUACGGCGAGCGCGUGGAGGAGUACCACCUUCGCUACUCCUACAUGAAGUCGUGGGGGGGGCUGCUGCGCAUCCUCGGCUGUGUGGAGCUGCUGCUGGGUGCGGCAGUCUUCGCCUGCGUAUGUGCAUACAUCCACAAGGACAACGAGUGGCACAACAUGUUUGGAUUCUCCCAGCCAGGGAUGUAUGGAGGAUCCUAUGGAGGCUAUGGGGGCUCAGGGUAUGGCGGAUACUACUACACCGGGCCCAAAACUCCCUUUAUUCUGGUUGUGGCAGGAUUGGCUUGGUUGGUGACUGUGAUCUUACUUGUUAUGGGAAUGACCAUGUACUACCGCACCAUCCUGCUGGACUCAAACUGGUGGCCCUUGACAGAGUUUGUGAUUAACUUAGCCCUGGCACUACUUUACUUAGCAGCCGCAAUCGUGUAUGUGAACGACACACGAAGGGGUGGACUGUGCACUUAUCCCAUGUUCAAUACCCCCAUCAACGCACCAUUUUGCCGUGUUGAGUCUGGGCAGACAGCUGGCAUCAUUUUUCUUUUUGUCACCACAUUGGUGUACUUGAUUGGCGCCAUAGUGUGUCUCAAACUCUGGAGACAUGAGGCACGAAGGCUGCACAGGGAGAAGUAUGGGAAUGAGAUGAUGCCAAGGGAGACAGCUGAUGGAAGACUUCCGCAGGUUGUGAUGGCUGGCACAAGGGGCGCUGAACCCAUGCCAAUCUCGGAGAUGUCUAUCCAGGCUGAAGCAGCUGCUCCUGCUGCUCUCAAGCCCAAGGUUGUGAAGGGUCACAUCCCAUCUGGCCACAUCCCCAAGCCUGUGGUCAUGCCUGAUUACAUUGCUAAGUACCCCGGUAUUCGCACCGAUGAGGAGCGGGACCAGUACAGAGCUGUGUUUAAUGACCAGUAUGCAGAGUACAAGGAGCUGCAUGCUGACGUCCAGGUCACGCUCAAGAGGUUUGAUGAGAUGGACGCCAUGAUGCGGAAUCUCCCUCAGCAUGUCAACAGUCAAAUGGAACAUGAUCGUAUAAAUAAAAUUCUUCAUGAGUACCAGAGGAAGAAAAUGGAUCCAACGUUCCUGGAGAAGAAAGAGCGGUGUGAGUAUCUGAAGAACAAACUCGCCCAUAUCAAGCAGCGGAUCCAGGAAUAUGACAAGGUCAUGGAGUGGAACGACGGCUACAGAUGGUGCGACUUGUGCAGUGUUCGUCUAGGAAGUGUUAAAAAUAUUCUGUGUGCUGAGAAAUGUCCUCCAAACCAAAUGGGAGCCCACCUCCCUAUGAAUUGGAAAAUGAAUAGUAAGUUCUCCUUUUUCUGCAUAUCAAUGCUGCUUCUUCUCUUGACUUUUGCAAGCAAUGUGGCAUCACAGCCAGCUUAUUCCUACUAUGCCGACGAUGAGAUCCAGCACUUCUAUCGUUGGAACUCACCUCCAGGGAUCAUCAAGAUCAUGUCCAGCAUCGGCAUCAUCCUGUGUGUGGGCAUCUUUGCCUGUGUGGCCUCCACCCUGGCUUAUGACAACACCACUGCGCUUGGAGGAUUUGGGGGAUAUGGUGGUGGGGGAUAUGGUGGUGCAGGAUAUGGCAGUGGGACCUAUGGUGGUUCCUAUGGAGGAGGCGGAUUUGGUGGAGGUUACAACAGUGGGGGAUUCAACUAUGGAGGCAUAGACUACAACAACGACCCCAGGAAAGGAAAGGGCUUCAUGAUGGCAAUGGCAAUCAUCUGCUUCCUGGCCCUCCUGAUUAUGUUCAUCAUGGUCAUCUCCCACCAGCGUGUGUCCCAGGGCAGGAAGUUUUAUUUGGCCAUCAUCAUCGUCUCUGCCAUACUGGCCUUUCUCAUGUUCAUUGCGACCAUAGUGUAUCUAGUAGCGGUCAAUCCCAUGGCCCAGUCGUCCGGUUCGGUCCAGUAUACCCAAGUCCAGGCUUUGUGUGCUCAAUAUCAACAACCACAGCAAGUUGGGGUGUUCGUCAACCAGUAUCUGUACCACUAUUGUGUGGUGGAACCCGAGGAGGCCAUAGCCAUCGUGCUAGGAUUCAUUGUGACUACUGCACUGAUCAUCAUCCUGGUGUUCGCGGUGAAGACCCGGCAGAGGAUCAACGCUUAUGGGAAAGACAACAUUCUGUGGAGGCGGGUGAAGGUCGUCGAGGACCCCAAUGCUGUAGGAGAUGUGGAGGCAUGGGUAAAUGAUAUGUCUGCUGUUCCUGAGCCAGUGUUGAAUGCUUUCCCUGAGAAGUUUGGGGGGUCCAGAAAUUACCUAGAUGAGGACAACUCUGACUACAAGCCGCCAUACAGCGCCAGUCCAGUAGUUGCUGAGGAGAUCCCACUGCGCAGUGCUGCCCCCUACAGUAGUGGCUCGGAGAGACCCAGCUCCUCUGGAAGGCCCAAGAAGAAGCAAGGUGGUCGGCACGCAGAUGGUUACGAAACCGAUGGCUACAUGUCCUCUGGCGACGAGCUGGAUGCCGAUGAUUUCUCUAGCGAGUUCCCUCCCAUAGAGUACGAACACGAGAGGGACGAGUACAAGCGUGUGUUUGACGAUGACCAUCUGGAAUACAAAGACCUGCAAGCCGAGCUGGACGCAAUCAACAGGAAAAUGGCUGAGGUGGACCGUGAACUUGAUGACCUUCCAGAGGGGAGCCCCCAGUUCCUUGAUGCCAUGGAUGAGUACAAUGAACUGAAGAACAAAAAGAAGAGUUCAGACUACCAGUUGAAGAAGAAGCGAUGCAAGUAUCUGAAGUCCAAACUGAGUCACAUCAAGAAGAUGGUCAGCGACUUUGACCGAAGAGGGUAAAUUUAUCAUGGCACCAAAUGAGCCCUCUUGAAGUGGUUUCUCUUCCUCAGAGAAGACCAGUGGGAGGUCCUGUAUAAGGGUGAACCAUGUUGACCAGUUUGUGCACACCCUGUGGUCUCUCUCCAAAACGAGCAAAUGAGGUGAAUGGAUGGACCUUAUAUAUUAUAUAUAGUUAUAAUAUAGAUAUAGUGCUAAGAGUCCUCCACUCAACCAAAGAUAACCACACUGAUUUGCCAUGACAAGCGAUCUGUAUUUCAGAGAUCCAAGUGUUUUGUUUUUUUUGUUAAUUGUUGUUAGAUACUGUUAUUUUUCCCAUCAAUUCUGACCUCUUGAUUCUCAAUAAGCUUUUUGUAACUUGAAUACCGGUACUCACUAUUCUUUGUAAGCUUUUACUGGAGCCUAUGGAUUAAAUGUUUUUUGAAAUGGUUUAAUGGGAACUGAUAACUCCGAUGGUGAUUAUACAUGGAACUGUAAAAGGGCAUCAAGUCAAAACUGACAGGCUAAUACAAAAGGGGAUUUUGAUGGCUAACAAAUCAGUUAGCUAUGCACAGAAUCAUUUUCUUUUUGCAGCCAUCACUGCAGAAGCAAUCAUUUAUACUAAACAGUAUAAUAGACUAGACAUUCUUUGUUUUAACUAUAUUUAUAAAUAUGUAAAUGUAGGUUACAGAGAAGUGCUUUUUGAAACCAUGUUUUAAAUACUUUUACAAUACUGUACAGUGUGAGUUUUAAUGUAAUUAAUAUUUUUUUAGUUGUUCAAUUUGUGUCAAGAGUGAACAACAUGGAUUUGUACAUUUUUAUAUGUAAAUUUUAAUAAAAACCCUUAGGUUGAUUCAA
Molecule: messenger RNA, 4405 nt
Organism: Alosa sapidissima (American shad)
Lineage: Eukaryota; Metazoa; Chordata; Actinopteri; Clupeiformes; Clupeidae
Exons: 17
Coding region: 248-3571 (1107 amino acids)
Biological process (GO): bicellular tight junction assembly
Cellular component (GO): apical plasma membrane; cytoplasmic vesicle; bicellular tight junction
Source: RefSeq, a predicted model, not a curated record